Messenger RNA from Bipolaris zeicola 26-R-13, 699 nucleotides. RefSeq lists its product as uncharacterized. Bases 1 to 699 code for a protein of 232 amino acids. The transcript is spliced from 2 exons. NCBI's taxonomy places the organism in Eukaryota, Fungi, Ascomycota, Dothideomycetes, Pleosporales, Pleosporaceae. The record is from RefSeq and is a predicted model, not a curated record.
AUGGAGUCGCUGCCGUCAGCUUGGAUAAAACGAGAUCCUCAGAGAGCAGAAGUCUUGACUCACUCUGGGACUUCAUCAGCUCCUUCCACGUCCACUUCUAACACCCUUCAUCAUCCCGAUACUACGACAGGAUCACUUUGCCAGCGAAGCCACUCCCUGAAGAUAGGAAGGAGCAAAAAGAGUACAUCGGAUCCCCAAGUCCUUCAGUUUCCUCAUACCCGCACCCUACCUACACCUACGAGAUUUUCCGAUUACAUGGAAACGAUGAAGUCUGAGGCCCAACAGCAUGGCCCAACAGUGCUGCCCUCGGCGCGCCAGGCCCUCAAAGACAGUAUCGUCAACUUUUCCAGGACCAACCUGGUUUUGCGUACGUCUAUAGCGGAGGAGGUGAAGAAAGGCAUAGAGGGCACUUUAACAGGCAUUGAAAAAGAUCCUAUCCAGAUCGUCACGACAGUUGGUUCUCAUGGCAAAACUUUUUGGAGCAGAGUGCAUCAAGAAUGCUAUCACAGCCAGGCCGUUUUGAGGAGCCAGCCUCUGCAUCAAAUCUACUCGAAGAAGGACAUUGAGAGAAUAUUGUUCUUUUGGGCUGUUCAUCAGAGCACUCUUUCGUAUGGGGACAUCGCUUGCAAAUUACAUCUACCCGUCGGUGCCCUUUUGUCGUGGAUAUUGGGAUUCAUAGAUCGUCCGCAGGAAAUCUAA